GCCAGCCGAGGACUCCCAAAUCCUACCGGGCAUCGAGGCUGGCACACGGCGGGGCACCGAGAGCUCUCUGCCCGCUCCGACUGCCCUGCUGCCCCGCUGGCGGCACUCUCUUUCUCUCCCGAGGCGACUACCGGCGAGACAUCGGCUCUGCUAGACUUUCAUACUCUGUGGUGCUGGGCAGAGCGUUAUGGCUCAGACGCUGCAGAUGGCGAUCCCUAACUUUGGCAACAACGUCCUGGAGUGUCUGAACGAACAGCGGCUGCAGGGCCUCUACUGUGAUGUGUCCGUGGUUGUCAAGGGACACGCCUUCAAGGCCCACCGUGCGGUGCUGGCAGCCAGCAGCUCUUACUUCCGUGAUCUGUUCAACGCCGGGGGGAAGAGCUCGGUGGUGGAGCUGCCUCCAGCCGUGCAGCCGCAGAGCUUCCAGCAGAUCCUGGCCUUCUGCUACACAGGGCGCCUCAGCAUGAACGUCGGGGAUCAGUUCCUCCUCAUGUACACCGCCGGCUUCCUCCAGAUCCAGCAGAUCAUGGAGAAAGGCACCGAGUUUUUCCUCAAGGUUUCAUCUCCAAGCUGUGACUCCCAGGGGCUCCACUCCGAGGAAACCCCGCCCUCCGAGCCCCAGAGCCCCGUCACUCAAACGGUGGGAGGGGGCGGAGCCGGUAUCGUCGCCACGGCUGCGGGAAGGCCCGCCUCCUGCCUGACGCCCCUCUCCCUGGUGUCCAAGGUGAAGACGGAACAGACGGCCACCACACCUCAGCCCGCCCCGCAGCAGCAGGAGGCGUCUCCCUACUCGGUGGUCUGCACCCCUGUGGCCAAGCGGCUGUGGGAGGGGGGCAACCGCGAUGGGGGAGGAGGGUCCGGAGGGGGCGGGGGAGGCGGGAUGAGGAAAGCCGCACGUUACUCCUCCUCCUCCUCCUCCUCUUCCUCCUCGGCCGCCGCCCAGGACCCCUGUGGGCGUGGCUCCGCGGUCGGCACGGCCAUGGUGGGCGGCGGCGGCGUUCCCGUGGGAGGCGGGCUCAACAGUAACCAAAACAACAACAACAACAACGGCGGGACGCCCGAGGGCACGAGCCCGGGGACGCUGAGCAUGUACACGAGCGACUCGCCCAUCAGUUACCACGACGACGAGGAGGAGGACGACAUAACGGACGAGAGUGCCGAGGAGCAGUACAGACAGAUCUGCAACAUGUACACCAUGUACAGCAUGCUGAACGUCGGAGCCGCAGUUGCCGGUGAGCGGGUGGAGGCUCUGCCGGACCUGGCGGCCGAGUCGGGCGGCGGCGGCGGCGGGCGGGGCGGGCGAGGCAGCCGCUCCCGGCAGGACCUGGCGUCGCUGCCCGCCGAGCUCAUCAGCCAGAUCGGCAACCGCUGCCACCCCAAGCUGUACGAGGAGGGGGACCCGGCCGAGAAGCUGGAGCUGGUGACCGGCACCUGCGUCUUCAUCUCCCGCGCCCAGCUCAUGAACUGCCACGUCAGCGCCGGCACCCGCCACAAAGUGCUGCUCCGACGCCUGCUGGCCGCCUUCUUUGACAGGAGCACUCUGGCUAACAGCUGUGGAACCGGCAUCCGCUCCUCCACCAACGACCCCAGUCGCAAACCCCUGGACAACAGAGUGCUGCACGCUGUCAAGUUCUACUGCCAGAACUUUGCGCCGAGCUUCAAGGAGAGCGAGAUGAACGCCAUCGCCGCCGACAUGUGCACCAACGCCCGCCGCGUCGUCCGCAAGAGCUGGAUCCCCAAGCUGAAGCUGCUGAUGGCCGAGGGCGACGCCUACUCCGCCUUCCUGGCCGACAGCGUCAAGAUGGAGGCCGACGCGCUGGGGGCGGAGCAAGGCUUUGACCCCGCCUCCCUGGAGGCCGCGGCUGCAGUGGCGGGGGCGGGCAACAGUAACGACGCGGGAGGCGGCGCCACGCCGGCGGACGCCCUGCAGGGGGCGGGAGGAGACAGCAGCACUUUGUUUUGAGUGAGUGAGCGAGCGAGCGAGCGGACAGCUGAACGAGCGAACGAGUGAACGGACAGACUGGAUGGAUUGGAUGGAGGGAGGGAGGGAGGGAACGAGUGGGAUGGAGGGAGGGAUGGUUUCUCUGGGGGCGACGAGUCAAGAACGAUGGCCACCGUGGUCGUGAUAUCACUCCUCCCCCUCGCCGCCACGUGUUUGGGGAACUCUUGUUGUCGUUGUUGUUUUUUUUUUUUUUUCUUUCUUCCUCUCUUUUCUUUCACUUCCUCGUCGUUCACUUAACGCUUUCCUUUUACCCGCGACUCGUUUUUUUUUUUUACUCCUUUUGUUCGUUUCCGUCUCUCUCUGCGGCCCAGAACGCCUCACUCUGGUCCUUUUCCUUCCUUUCCGUGCGGAGAGAAACAGAACGACUGACCGAAAGGAGGAGAGAAAGAAAGAUAGGGGGCAGAGAGAGAGGAGGUUGAUGACAAAUUGCACCCCCCCCCCAACACACAAACACACCUCCCUCCUCUGCUCCUACCUUUCGAGACUCUUCUGAUUGUGUCAACCCUUAUAUAUAUAUAUUUCUUUCUUUUUAAAAGUGUUUACUGUCACUAAGGCCUUUCCUUACCAUAUUCAAUCACACACAUUCCCUAAUGGGACGGGGUGGGUGGGGGGGACGGGAGGGGAGCUAAGCCUGCUUUGGGGAUCCAAAAUGGGGGGAGGGGAGGAGGGGGGGGUGAUAACAUUUUGGAAAGUGGUAUUUCCUCCCCCAGAGUCCGGUAACACUGUCGUUUUGAUAUUGAAUGUACGCGUGCCGAUGCAUCCGAACCACAGCGUUGCCAGCGGAGGUUGAAUGAGAUUGUCCCGGGCUUUUUUCUUUUCUUUUCUUUUAAUUUUCUUUUUAAAUUUUUUUUGUUAACCAAGACGCUGGAUGUCCAGAUUGAAAGCUUUUGCAGAGAGUGACAAGCAGCGGCGGCGGGCGGCGGCAAAGGGGUUGCGACGAUUUUAAUAUGUAUAUUGGCACGGUUUUGAACCCUCGCACCCCUUGCAGCCCCUUCGCCCCCCAUUUUGCCCCCCCCCUCGCUCUUUAAAUCCUUACAAGUGGCAUGCUGGGAAGGGAACGGCCCACCAGCCAUCAGAGAAUAAACAAUGGUAAAUGCUCAUUUUAGGCGCUCGCAUAAUCUCAAAAACCUGAUUGGCUGGUGGACGUCGGGAUUCGCCAGCCCAAAACGAUUUGCUUUCUAAAUCCCCUGCCCCACUUUUGAUCCUACAAAAAAAAAAAACGACCAUUUUCUGUUUUUUUUUUUUUUUUUUUUUUUUUUUUUUUGCUUGUGUACUUUUUCUACGCGUUUGAUUUCUGAAUCAUCCUCUCGCGUGUGAUUUCUGCUGGCAAGGCUUGCAAAGGAGAGGAAAUCUGUUACGACGAUCGCCGGGCGGAGCGGCGCGCCGAGUUCGCGAGUGAUUUAAAAAAAAAAAAAAAAAAAAUGCACUGUGUUCAUUUUUCCUGCGGUAUGAGUACAAUCGAGCUACGUUUUUGUACGUAUCAGAAAGAGAAGGGGGGUGGGGGGGGAGGGGAGGGUGGGGAGGGUGGUUUUAUUAUUAAGAGGAAAAAAAAGUGUAUACGAGCUAAAAUCCCAAUUUAUACCUGUUUAACACCCUUUUUUUUGUUUGUUUUUAAACUGAGGGAAAGUCAGAAGUUUCUUAGCUUAGCACGGAGUUGUGUGUGUGUGUGGGCGUCGGUGUGUGUGUGUGAGAAUAGAGCGGUGACGUUUUGUUUUUUCGCCACGUGUGUUAAUUUGCUCCCUAAGAAUAUUCAUGGCCACGACUGUGAGCAGCAGAAGUGCCCUCGAGCUCUGCCGGCUGGAUGCACGCUCGCCUGCCAUGGACAAAGGUGCUAAUUCAGGCAUCGGUACACAGCAAGGAAUAGAGCUGUGUGUGUGUGUGUGUGUGUGUGUUUGAAUGGCCACACGGCUUGCUUGUGUGUGUGUGGUCACGUGUGCUGCGGCAGAGAGAGAGAGAGAGAGAGGCCAGACGGCGUGUUUUCACACACGCAUGGUCGAGUCAUUCAUCCAUCACCGCUGUGUGCACACACACACGCUAAUACACAUUUGGGUGCUGUCAGCCGGAUCAGCCUCAGUCCACCACAUCAGCGUGGUUAAAGGGGAAUUACACCAAAGUAGAAGGGAAAGGCUUGUCGGUCAGCAAAAGUAGGAAAAACGUAUUCCCUGUUUUUUUUUUUUUUUGAGUUCUCGAGAUCUUAGGAAAGCCAAAACUGCAAAAUUAAAAGCCACAUUCCUGUAUCUGUUAGGCAUUUACAUCACGAAAAAGAGAACCUGCUUUGUGAAUAAAAUAGUUGCAUAAUCACGGCCCUUCAGAGUGAAAUUCACCUUGAUGCUCCUAUUCGUGAGGCUAGCUUUUUAGAAGGACGUUUUUUUUAAGAUAGUGAAAUAAAUCUGUUCCCCUCUGCCGCCCCGCCGAGUCCAGAUUCACAACGCGGCCUUGACGCCUCCGCUCUCUCGCCAAGCAGCUCAAACACUGUGAUCAACCAAAUCCUGAACAAGCGCCUUUUGUCGUAGUUUAGCUCGGACACCGGGGCUCCAGACUGUUUUUUUUUUGUUUGUUUUCCCCAGUUGUGGCACUGAUGGCAGCAGCAGUGGAUAUUUUAGUCCUGCUUCUUACUAUUUUCACUAGGAUAAGCUACAGAUAAUCCGCUACAGUAAGCGAUGCCAUCGAUUUUUAUCAGGCAGCUUUGCUUAUUUCUGUUUGCCACUAGAUGGUGCUGCAGAGUUUAAAAAAAAAAAAAACCCGAACCCCAGCCCAGACGAAGCCGGACAAUCAAAAUCAGGGGUCGGUCUGCCUCGAAAUUGCGUUCCCGUUGCAUGAAGGGAGUGUGAGAUCAAAUCUCACUAAAAAAAGAAAAUAAAAAAUCAAAUGCGGCGGCACCACGUUGAUAAUCUCGUCCAGUCUUGAAAUAAAAGAAAUUUCAGGUACGACAAACUGAGCUGAGGCUGGAGAAACGGUUCACUUUUUUUUUUUUGGUGAUGCGGCCAAAUCGAAGGCUUUAUCAAAUGGACUAGACUUUUUUUUUUUUUUUGUAGCUUUAGAAAACAUGACUGUAGUAUUUGCUUAUGUCAUGUUCCAAAUCAGCAUCUCAAGACGAUUUUUUUAGAGAAAAUAUUCAGUGACACGACUGGGGGAAACUCUCUGGAUUUCUCUGUGUGUGUGUGUGUGUGUGUGUGUGGCACCGCUGGAGGGUUUGGCAAAGAGGAACAGAUCGGCCCGCAGUUCGGAUUCCUGAGUUUCUGCAGAGACGUAGGGAAACUUGGAAAGCCGGGGCAAAAUCUACGUGAUCCUUUUUUGUUUUUGAUUUUUGUCGUGAAGAUCCAAAGUCACACGGCCUCUUCACUGUUACACCGACCGAACCCAGGCAAGAAGCUAAGGGGACAUUUAAAAUGUAAAACGGACAGGAACCCUAAGACUUUUCCCGCUGAUGUUUUGCUUUUUUUUUUUUAACGAAGGUUUGGCCUGUGUUGCUGUUUUUCUUUCGUUUACAAGAGGAGAAACCUCGAGCACCUUAUCGUCGACACGGCGUCAGAAGUGGGCAGCGGCGUCGGUCUGUGUAACAUCGCUGCAGGUUUAUAUUUAUGUUCGGACUGACACUCACACACACACUCACACACACUUUCACACAGCGUAAGCUAAACACAGAAACGGCACAAAUGUUGAAUCUCGACGUUGGAAAACCCCCCCCCCCGGAGACGAACCAAAAAAAAAAAAAAAAAAAAA
Molecule: messenger RNA, 5725 nt
Organism: Myripristis murdjan (pinecone soldierfish)
Lineage: Eukaryota; Metazoa; Chordata; Actinopteri; Holocentriformes; Holocentridae
Gene: nacc1b
Product: nucleus accumbens associated 1, BEN and BTB (POZ) domain containing b
Exons: 8
Coding region: 188-1963 (591 amino acids)
Biological process (GO): regulation of transcription by RNA polymerase II
Molecular function (GO): DNA-binding transcription factor activity, RNA polymerase II-specific; RNA polymerase II cis-regulatory region sequence-specific DNA binding; protein binding
Source: RefSeq, a predicted model, not a curated record